GCGGGGCCCUGGCGUGCCCGCACCUCGCGCGCGCGGUGGAGCUGCAGAAGCCGCUGCUGCUGCGCGGGGCGGCCGAUGGCUUCGCGGCCUCGUCGGAGUGGACGCGCCGCGGCCUCGGCGAGCGACUGGGCCACACGCCGCUCCGGCGGGGCGCCUGGUGGCCCUGGGCGGCCGCGCCCCGGGCCGGCGCCGCGGAGCCCAGAGAAGGCGCC
This is a messenger RNA of Prorocentrum cordatum, 212 nucleotides long. The record is from the annotation of a GenBank genome assembly. NCBI's taxonomy places the organism in Eukaryota, Dinophyceae, Prorocentrales, Prorocentraceae.